UGUAUAAUAUUGUCUAGUGGAUACACCAAUUAUGAAUUAUAAAACAACUAUAAAUUGAGCAUAAUUUGUACUCAAUUUCAGUGUCAUAUUAGAUUUAUUGAGAAGCUAAAAGGAACAUAAAUUUAACAAAAUGUUGACUCCUGAGAAGAUCCUUCUAAGAAAAAUAAGGAAACGAGAAAAAAUGAAACUUCAACUGAUGACUGCCAAAUCUAAGACAAAUAGGGAAAAUGAAGAUAGUACUCCUAUUCCAACAAAAAGAAAGGCGAGGACUGAAGAUACACUAUCUAAAUCAAAGAAAAAGAAGCAAGAAAAUGUUCAAUUAGAAGAAGAUGAAGAGAAAUCUGUAAAUGAAACUGAAACUUCAGAUAGUGAUGAUGAAGACAAGGAAUUAGAAAUUAAAUCAAAGCAGUCAAGUUCAAGCCUUAAUCCAGGACACUUAUCGGACAAAACUUUUGCAUCAUUCGAAGGGAAAAUCUGUGAGGCUACAUUGAAGAGUAUAAAUGAAAUGGGGUUCACAACUAUGACUGAGAUACAGGCAAAAGCUAUCCCUUAUUUGUUGGACGGAAAAGACCUUGUUGGUGCUGCUAAAACAGGCUCCGGAAAGACACUGGCUUUCCUUAUACCUGCUAUUGAACUUAUUUAUAAAGUGCAGUUCAAACCUAGAAAUGGAACUGGGGUCAUCAUUUUGUCACCCACCAGAGAAUUAUCAAUGCAAACAUUUGGUGUCCUUAUGGAACUAAUGAAAUAUCAUAACCACACAUAUGGCUUAGUUAUGGGUGGUGCCAACAAAAAUAAUGAAGCUCGUAAACUUUCUAGAGGAGUAAAUAUAUUAGUGGCAACACCUGGUAGAUUGUUGGAUCACAUGCAAAAUACUCCAGAUUUUGUCUACAAGAACUGUUACUGCCUUAUAAUUGAUGAAGGCGAUAGAAUAUUAGAGAUAGGUUUUGAAGAAGAAGUUAAACAAAUUAUAAGACUUCUACCCAAAUAUCGUCAGACAGUUCUUUUCAGUGCUACUCAGAAUGAAAAGACAGAAGCACUUAAAGCUUUGGCUAUGGAUCAUGAGCCGAUAUAUGUUGGUGUUGAUGAUCAUAAGGAACAAGCUACAGUGGAGAGUUUGGAGCAAGGAUUCUUCUUGUGCCCAUCAGAUAAACGUUUGUUGGUCUUGUUUUCAUUUUUACGAAAGAAUAGAAAUAAGAAAGUGAUGGUGUUCCUAUCAACUUGUAAAUCAGUUAAAUAUCAUCAUGAGCUUUUCAACUAUAUUGACUUGCCUGUUAUGUCGAUACAUGGUAAACAAGAGCAAAAGGACCGUACAACUACUUUCUUUCAUUUUGGUAAUGCCAAGAGUGGUAUACUUCUGUGUACGGACGUGGCGGCGCGCGGUCUAGACAUACCCGCGGUGGACUGGAUAGUACAGUAUGACCCACCCGAUGAUCCUAAGGAAUACAUACAUCGCGUCGGCAGGACAGCAAGAGGUUUGGGUACCAGUGGAAAUGCAGUUUUAUUCUUACGGCCGGAAGAAAAAGGCUUUCUUGGUUUACUACAGCAGGCUAAGGUCACGUUGAAUGAGUAUGAAUGUUCAUGGACUAAAAUUGCGAACAUUCAAGAAGAGUUGGAGAAAUUAAUUGCAAGGAAUUUUCAUCUGAGAAAGUCAGCUACUGAAGCUUUCCAGAGCUAUCUCAGAGCUUAUGAUGCACAUCGUCUAAAAACAAUCUUUGAUAUCAACACAAUGAAUGUAGCAAAAGCUGCCAAAUCAUUUGGAUUUUCCUCACCACCAGACGUAGAACUAGGAGGCCCACAGAAGGGACAGAAAAAGGGUGGUAAACAUCCAAAGAAGAAUAACUUUAAUAGGAACCCAGACAAAAGAAAAUACUUCAAGCAGCAAGACAGAAGAUUCAAUGGCUCGACGUAAUCUUGUUAAAUUGAAAUUUGUAUUAGACAAAAUUUUACCUAA
Aricia agestis (brown argus) is the source of this 1951-nucleotide messenger RNA. RefSeq names its product probable ATP-dependent RNA helicase pitchoune. Gene Ontology annotation, molecular function: nucleic acid binding; RNA helicase activity; ATP binding. NCBI's taxonomy places the organism in Eukaryota, Metazoa, Arthropoda, Insecta, Lepidoptera, Lycaenidae. Gene Ontology annotation, cellular component: nucleolus. The coding region runs from base 131 to 1909 and encodes 592 amino acids. Gene Ontology annotation, biological process: maturation of LSU-rRNA from tricistronic rRNA transcript (SSU-rRNA, 5.8S rRNA, LSU-rRNA). The record is from RefSeq and is a predicted model, not a curated record. The transcript has 11 exons.